This is a messenger RNA of Fusarium musae, 684 nucleotides long. RefSeq lists its product as uncharacterized. The record is from RefSeq and is a predicted model, not a curated record. Bases 1 to 684 code for a protein of 227 amino acids. Lineage: Eukaryota; Fungi; Ascomycota; Sordariomycetes; Hypocreales; Nectriaceae. The transcript has a single exon.
AUGACAGCAUUAGAACCAGUUUCCAACCUAGAAGACCCCUUCGAUGAAGAUGCCAACUGGCAGGCCGGUUCAUCCUACAACUACUUCAGCGACCUCGAAACAGCGGAUGAGUAUCAUCGCAUUGCCACCAGACUGGCCAACAACGACAAACGGCAGUCCAUAUACGGUGCUUCUUCUCUUACACGAUCACGCACCUCGCUCAGUCGACGCCUCAGUGUUGGGGCAAGAUCCCUCUUUACGCGAAGGAAAGACUCGGCUUUGUCCACGAGCUCUAGCCGAGCAUCUCUGACGGCCGCCAAUUAUCCUACAAAGGGGCCAUACUCACCUUCAAUACCUCCUUCAUCAGAAACUGGGAGCGUUGUUUCUCCGCCACGCAGUACCUUUGAAAUCGAUGAUGAAGAUGAGCUUUAUGCAGAUGAUGGCGGUAUGAGGGAAGUUGUCAAGGAUAUCUUUGCGCGAAGCGAGAAGCGCAACUCGAUAGAACUGGGCAUGCCUCGUUCUAUACCGCACUGUCCAAAGAAGUCACCAGAACACAAGUCUUUUUCAAGAACAGGAGUGCAGGUCAAGGACCUGAUCUCAAAUGCACGUGAUGGAGCGAGGUUGAUUCAAACAAGAGGUGAGAGGAGAAGAAAUCAGCUCAGAACUCAAAUCAAGAUGAUUCCAGAGGAAGAGGUUGGGCGUUGA